Lutra lutra (Eurasian river otter) is the source of this 1038-nucleotide messenger RNA. Its product is annotated as olfactory receptor 51G1-like. Gene Ontology annotation, molecular function: olfactory receptor activity; G protein-coupled receptor activity. Bases 1 to 1038 code for a protein of 345 amino acids. Lineage: Eukaryota; Metazoa; Chordata; Mammalia; Carnivora; Mustelidae. The record is from RefSeq and is a predicted model, not a curated record. The transcript is spliced from 3 exons. Gene Ontology annotation, biological process: G protein-coupled receptor signaling pathway. Gene Ontology annotation, cellular component: membrane.
AUGGCUACUUGGGACACCCUUUUAACAGGUUCUAACUCCAGUACUAAACAGUUUGUUUCAUUCUACCUCACUGGGAUUCCUGGUUAUGAGAAUGUUAAUCACUUUAUUUCCAUCCCUUUUUGUGUGUGCUACCUGAUUGGAAUAGUGGGCAACUGUACAAUCCUUCACAUCAUCCACACAGAUAAGAGUCUCCACGAGCCCAUGUACUAUUUCCUGGCCAUGCUGUCCCUCACUGACAUGGGCAUGUCAUUCUCCACCUUGCCCACAGUAUUAAAAAUCUUAUGGUUUGAUGCUAGGGAGAUUGAGGUGAAUGCUUGUGUGGCACAGAUGUAUUUUAUUCAUACAUUUUCUCUGAUGGAGUCAGCUGUGCUUCUAGCCAUGGCUUUUGACCGAUAUGUUGCCAUUUGUGAUCCUUUGAGGUAUUGCAGCAAACUCACUCCACAACGUAUUAUCUAUAUAGGGAUCUUCAUUAUAAUCAGAUGCUCCAUUGUCCUCCCUGUUAUUCUUGUUCGUAUUCCCACAUUUCCCUUCUGUCACUCCCAUGUUCUCUCCCACUCUUUCUGCUUACAUCAAGAAGUCAUCCAGUUGGCCUGUGCUGACAUCUCUUUCAACAUUUUAUAUGGCUUGUUUGUUGUUGCAUUUUAUUGGGGUGUAGAUUCUCUAGGGAUCUUGUUAUCUUAUGCUUUCAUCCUCCAUUCUGUGCUAGGCAUUGCAUCCCAGAGAGGGAAGCUCAAAGCCCUCAAUACGUGUGCUUCCCACAUUUGUGCUGUGCUCAUUCUGUAUGUGCCCAUGAUAGGGCUAUCCUUAGUGCAUCGCUUUGCAAAACACUCCUCCCCCAUUGUCCACAUAACCAUGGCCAAUAUUUACCUGUUAGUUCCACCAGUACUUAACCCAGUCAUUUAUAGCGUCAAGACGAAUCAGAUUCGCCAAGGCUUCCUAAGGAUAUUAGCACCCAAAAGGACUAGGAUUUCCAAUACUAUGGAAGAAUUCAGUGGCACAGUGAAGAAAAUAUCAUACCAGGCAAUCAGAUCUGAUUGA